AUGUCUGUAGAUAUACUGAGAACCACAGAGGGAAUUGAGCAACAUAAGCCAUUAAUGAAUGAGGGAAUAGGUGUAGCUGCGGAGCAGACCGAGAGCACAAAAGUUGCAAGAAAUUCUGGACCUAGAAAGUCCCCGUCAGCUCCUAAUUUUCAUGAAAAAACGUAUGCUGGUCAUAGUAUGAGUGAACCUACCCUUCUGAGGAACUGUAACGGUGACAAUCUCCUCAAUUUGGGUGACAAUCUAUCCUUUAAUGACAGAGAUGCAAAUUUAAGUGUGAUUAACUUGUACGAUGAUGAAGUGAUAUCACGCCAGAUGGAUGAUUUCGAGGACAAUAACGACGAGGAUAGUCAACAGAAUGUGGACAGCGAUGAGGGGAAUACUCCAACAAUGUCAAUGUUGCAAAACAAUUGCAAUGGGAGCGAAACUGAGCAUCUCGACAGGUACGGAUUCAAGAAACAGAACAACUUUAUUACCGUGGAAGAAUAUAAUAAAUGGUGGAAGGACUAUUCACAGUACUGCAUAAGACGUAAGCAUAAAUGGAAAUUGUUACUGGCGAAAAGUGGAUUACCGAUGGAUAAUGAUUCACCCAAUCGGUUCCCAUCUAGAAGCGAGAAAUUGAAAAGAUAUGUAAGGAAAGGUAUACCUGCGGAAUGGAGAGGUAAUGCAUGGUGGUAUUUUGCACGCGGACAGGAAAAGCUGACUAAAAAUAAAGGUCUUUACGAUAAAUUGUUACAAAAAAUGGACGAUUUGUUGAAGAAGAAGAAGAAGAAGAAACCGAUGCAGGAUUUGGAUAUCAUUGAAAGGGAUUUGAACAGAACUUUCCCGGAUAAUAUUCAUUUUCAGAGAGAGACAUUUCAGUUGGAUGAACCUCCGAUGAUUAAAUCAUUACGCCGCGUUUUGGUUGCGUUCUCUUUGUAUAAUCCAAAAAUUGGGUAUUGUCAGUCAAUGAACUUUUUGGCGGGCCUGUUACUACUUUUUAUGGAUGAAGAGAAAGCUUUUUGGAUGCUUGUCAUCAUCACGUCGAGAUACUUGCCAGGCGUGCAUAAUGUAAAUUUGGAAGGUGUUAACGUUGAUCAAGGGGUAUUAAUGUUGUGUGUCAAAGAAUAUUUACCUGAAAUCUGGCCAUUCAUAGCCCCAUUGCAUAAAAGGAGCCCCAUUAAUCUUGGAAAUUCGAAAUACAACUUCGGCAAAAAUGAAUUUCUUUAUAGAUUGCCUCCAAUCACUCUUUGCACAGCCAGCUGGUUUAUGAGCUGUUUUGUAGGUGUAUUGCCUAUUGAGACAACCUUGAGAGUGUGGGACUGCUUGUUUUACGAAGAAUCGCAUUUUCUAUUCAAAGCUUCACUGGCAAUUUUGAAAUUGAGCGAACAGACUUUAUUGAAAAAUAGGCCGCAAAGGGUGUUGCGUCAUUAUUCUUUAUCAAAUGGGAAUUAUCAUUCUAAGGAUUUACGGAUAAAUCAAGAUGAAAGCGAAAUGGAAGUCUUCCAGGUAAUUCAAUCCUUCCCAAAACAUUUAAUUAACCCUAAUGAUAUUUUUGAUAAGGUAAUUUUCAAGAAGAGGGUCGCACUGAAUAGAUUAGACCAAGAUGAGAUAGAUCGUUGCAGAAAAUAUGUAACAACACAGCGGCAAAGGUAUAAGAAUUACAAUGAGAUUGUCGGUAGCAAUCUUCACCAUGACGAUGAUGAAAUUAAUGAUAGUAACGCACAGAAAAAUGAUCUUUUAUCCAAUGGACCCCAAGACUAUGGCAGUAUUAAUAACGAAAAUAAUGAAGAGCAAAUCUCAGGUGCAGCGUCGGAUAUGAAAGUGAAUAGCAAUAACAGAAUCGGGAACGAUCUUGUCAACAAUGCUCUGUCAUCUGAGGUCUACGGUUUUAAGAAAAGUCUGAGUGGAGUGCAUUGGAAUAAUAGCAUAAAAGAGAAAGUGAGGCAAAUGAGAAAGAAAAGAGGUAAGGAUGAUGAUGUUUUACUGUAG
Messenger RNA from Zygotorulaspora mrakii, 1968 nucleotides. RefSeq names its product Rab GTPase-activating protein MSB3 (gene MSB3). Lineage: Eukaryota; Fungi; Ascomycota; Saccharomycetes; Saccharomycetales; Saccharomycetaceae. The record is from RefSeq and is a predicted model, not a curated record. Bases 1 to 1968 code for a protein of 655 amino acids. The transcript has a single exon.